Nylanderia fulva is the source of this 2293-nucleotide messenger RNA. The record is from RefSeq and is a predicted model, not a curated record. NCBI's taxonomy places the organism in Eukaryota, Metazoa, Arthropoda, Insecta, Hymenoptera, Formicidae.
AUGUUUAGACAAGUUCGGAUUAGUCGAGAGGAUGCCGAUCUUCAGAGGAUAGUAUGGCGGGCGGACGCCGAGUCAGAGGUUCGAGACUUUAGACUCGUCACCGUCACCUACGGUACGACACCGGCUCCGUAUUUGGCAAUCAGAACCUUGCUCCAAUUGGCUGAAGAUGAAGAGUCCCGGUUCCCUCAAGGAGCAUCAUCAAUCCGCAACCACACUUACGGGCAACGAUUUAUUGCAACUAACGACAACGUGGGUGCCCUAGGCAUCCUUUGGACUCCUACCAAGGACACACUUGGCCUAAAGGCGGUCCCGUCAUUUGAUGUGACGACACAACCAACAAAACGCUCCAUACUUUCCUUUGUGGCUAAGCUAUUUGAUCCCGCAGGCUGGGCGGCUCCUGUAAUAGUAGCAGCCAAAAUAUUAAUACAAGAUCUCUGGAUGGCGGGUUUAAACUGGGACCAAGAAUUGCCCCCGGAGUUACAGACUCGUUGGUUGAAAUACAUUACCAGCUUACCUGAACUGAAUCUAUUACAGAUACCUCAGUGGACCGGUAUUCGCACGCCAAUGGAACUUCAUGCCUUCUCGGACGCCUCUGAAAGAGCCUAUGCCGCUGCGAUUUACCUGCGAGGACUCGGGUCGCACGGGGACAUUGAAGUGUCUCUCCUGCUUGCUAAGACCAAGAUCACUCCGAUUAAACCAGUCUCCAUACCUAGACUUGAGUUGUGCGGUGCCCUACUAGCCGCCCGGCUACUGUGUCGGCUCACUAAACAUCUGAAAUUGGAGAGCUGCCCCCUAUACGCAUGGACUGACGCAAGGGUGGUACUUGCAUGGCUACGAGCACAUCCCUCACGUUGGACACCUUUCGUAGCCAACCGGGUGGCUGCCAUACAAGAAUUAAUGCCGGGGAAUCAUUGGCACUAUGUUGCUACGUCAGAAAACCCUGCAGAUCUAGCUACACGGGGCAUCUCGCCAUCGGAGCUGAGAGACCGACGCCUUUGGUGGUCGGGACCCCCAUGGUUGGGAUCCCCGUCAAGUGACUGGCCAAGUGAAAGUGAUGCUCGACAGGAAGUAAGCGAGGAGCGGCGCUCACACGCUACCACUCUUACUACUAACAAAAUCAACAAUGAUGUCCUUACACGAUUCUCAUCAUUUUCUAAAUUAAUUAGAGUUUCAGCAUACCGCCUCAGGCUGCUACACGCUGAACGACCCCACGCCCUUCAUCUCACUGCAGAUGAACUGGCACGCUGUCGAUUGCGCUGGUUUCGCAUCGCUCAGCUCCAGGACUUUGCGGAGGAGAUCAAGGUCCUCUCCCGCGGCUCCCAGCUGGCCCGUCAAUCCCCACUACUGUCGCUACGGCCCUUCCAAGGACAGGAUGGGCUGAUAAGAGUAGGCGGCAGACUUGCUCACGCACCGUUAGCCUUUGCCGAAAAGCACCCGAUUGUUCUCGCCAAAGAGAACCAUCUUUCGUUACUCCUCGUGCGCGAUGCACACGAAAGAACCCUCCACGGCGGUCCGCAGCUCACGAGGAGCGUGCUCUCUCGCCGUUACUGGAUUUUGCAAGCCAACUCGCUAAUUAGAUCCGUUGUAAAACAAUGUGUAAAAUGUGCUCGUUUUAGGGAAACCACUUCUCAACAACAGAUGGGCCAACUACCAGCGGAUCGAGUCAGACCGGCCCGACCGUUCUGGACCACUGGCGUGGAUUACGCUGGACCCAUCAAGCUUCGAAUUUCCAAGGGCCGCGGAUGCAAAGGCUACAAAGGAUAUAUCUGCCUAUUCAUUUGCAUGGUCACCAAAGCCGUGCAUUUGGAAGCCGUAUCGGAUCUCACCUUUAGCUCAUUCCUGGCCGCUUUUAAGCGUUUUGUGGCAAGGAGAGGCCGUUGUGCGUACCUGACUAGCGACAACGGUACCAAUUUCCGAGGGGCCGAGCGAGAGUUGCGGGACCUAUUCAACGCCGCUGCCGAUUUUUACAAGGAUUGUAAAGCCCAGCUGGCUCAAGACAGCACGGAAUGGGCUUUUAUUCCUCCCUCUGCCCCGCACUUCGGCGGACUCUGGGAGGCAGGCGUCAAGGCCACUAAGUACCAUCUCCGACGCGUCUUAGGAGAUCAAAUACUUACCUACGAAGAAUUGUCCACAUUACUUUGUCAAAUCGAGGCGUGCCUCAAUUCGAGACCGCUCUAUCCGUUAAGCAAUGAUCCAAACGAUUAUACUGCGAUCACCCCUGGGCACUUCCUUAUAGGAGAGAGUCCAGUCAAUGUACCGGAACCGCCCACCCUGACGGAUACUGUUACGUCUC